This is a messenger RNA of Microthlaspi erraticum, 1944 nucleotides long. NCBI's taxonomy places the organism in Eukaryota, Viridiplantae, Streptophyta, Magnoliopsida, Brassicales, Brassicaceae. The record is from the annotation of a GenBank genome assembly.
AUGGAGAAAUCUUGUGCAACUUCGAAUCGAGUUAAGCUUCGGGAUGGGAGACUAUUAGCUUAUAGAGAGGAAGGAGUUCCAAGGGAGGAAGCCAAAUACAAGAUCAUUCAUGUUCAUGGCUUUGGAAGCUCCAAAUAUUCUGAAUUCUCUGCCUCCAAAGAGCUGGUAAAAGAGCUUGGAGUGUAUAUUUUAUUCUACGACCGUUGUGGAUAUGGAGAAUCGGAUUCAAACGCAAAACGUUCGAUGAAAAGCGAAGUCGAUGACAUAGAAGAACUUGCGGAUCAGUUGGAGAUGGGACCCAAGUUUUACCUAAUUGGGAGUUCCAUGGGAUCUUACCCUACUUGGGGUUGCCUUAACCACAUACCUCACAGGCUAUCCGGAGUGGCUUUUGUUGCCCCGGCGGUGAAUUACCUAUGGCCGUCGAUUCCUGAGAAGCUUAUAAAGAAUGAUUACAGGAGAGUUCUUAUCAAGUGGUGUUUGUGGAUAUCGAAACAUGAUCACGGAAUGUUAGAUUGGUGGGUUAUUCAGAAGCUCUUCCUAGCUGCCUUCUUGGUCAUUGCAAGCAUUCAGGUCUACUUGAAUAGCCACGACAAUGAGGCACACAAGCGAACAAGCCAUAUUACCAUGCUUAACAAGGACAAGGUACCGGAAAGAAAUGAUUUGGAUACUUUAAGGGGGGAUUUGGCGACCUGUUACGGGCAAUGGGAUUUCGAUCCCGCGGAUCUAAGCAUUAGUCAAGAGAGCUGUGUUCAAAUCUGGCGUGGCAAGAAAGAAAAUGUAGUUCCUGUUCAGCUUCAAAGAUGGAUUAUGGAGAAGCAUCCUUUGAUCAGCUACUACGAAAUCCCUGGAGGCGGACAUAAGAUCAAGGACUACGAUGGCAUAUGCGAUUUGAUCCUACGCGCGCUAUUGCUAGGGGAAGAACAAAAUCUGGGUAAGUCAAUCAGAAACUGUCAUCAACGCUCGUAUCCGCCGAGAUUUCGAAGCACGACCUUGCCGAGAACGAAAGAGAUGAGUUACUUAGUCGAUGAGAUUGCGCCGAUUCUGGAAGAGAAUGCGGCCGAGACUCGUCGUAUGUUGGUGGAGUAUUGGGCUCAUGUGGCGAAAACCGAGGGUUUCGAUUUGGAGGAUAUGCCGCCAGUAAAGUGGCCUUAUAAUAAUGGAUUUUACAAUGGUGGAUUAAUGGCAAGUCACUGUGAUAAGAAGACUCCUUGUUCGGGCUUAGUCAUCCUUUACGCUAGGCUCGGGCUUCAUCGUUACCAUUUUCUGCAGGGGAAAAACAUGCAGCUGAGCUUCGUGAAGAAAUUCAAUUAUGAUGCAGGUAGUGCUGCUUCCUGUUACUACAUCACUUUGGUUGCAAAGGAUCCAGAUGAAUGUAAGGAUCAGAAUUUUCAAACUAGUGUGGACGAAGAUCGUUUUGGCAAAUUCGAUUUGGCAUCCUAUAUUGCUAGACCUCUAGGAACCAAGGACCCAUUCGUAGGUUGCGAUCACGGAGCAGUACUUGAUGAUUUCUACCUAGGUAGUUUGCCUGAGUUACCGCCAGGGAAUGAUUUCAGUGACAGGAACCGAUUCUACAUAGUGAAGGAAUCAGAGUUGCAAGUCCAUGAUUGGAUUCGUCUAUACUUGGAACUUGCAGUUGCCACAACUGAUAGGAGCACUGUCAAUCAUGAUCUGUCCGACUUGAAGAUUCUGGAAGUUGCCGUAGAAACUAAGGAAGAUGUGAAGCCCUCAAAGGAAAGACUCAACGCCAAAAAUGCAGUCUUUUACAUAAGUUACAAGGGCAAGCCUCGUAAUGGCAACCCUGCUAAUUGCAUAGCUAUAGUUAGGAGAACAUUUGAUGAGCGUGAGGGCUGCUUAAAUCUUGUUGGCAGUAGAACUCAGUAUGCAGAUAAUGGGGCUUUAAGUCAAAUGCAAGGUCAGGAAAUUCCAGUUUCACGGACUGUGUGA